AUGGGCCAGAUAUCGAAAAGAAGAUCAUCUGUGUCGUUUGACUAUUCAGCUAUGUCCUUCACUCCACCAUCGGAUCCAGUUAACAGAAAAUCAGAGAUCAAAGUGUCACAACUGUGCGAGCUAUGCCACUGUCGGAAAGCUCUGCUGAGGAGGCCGAAAAACCUACAAAAGGUUUGCAAACUUUGCUUCUUCCACGUAUUCGAAACUGAGAUCCAUAACACUAUUGUCAGCAACAAGCUUUUUCACAGGGGGGAGAAGGUUGCCGUGGGGGCAUCCGGUGGUAAGGACUCUACAGUGCUGGCAUACAUCCUAAAGCUAUUGAACGAACGGCAUGAUUACGGUAUUGAGAUCAUUCUACUGAGUAUCGAUGAGGGGAUAAUCGGAUAUCGAGAUGACUCGCUGGCGACCGUGAAGAGGAAUCAGGUCCAAUACAAUCUGCCGUUGGAAAUCGUUUCCUACAGAGACCUGUAUAACUGGACGAUGGACGAGAUCGUGGCAUGUGCCGGUGUGAGGAACAGCUGUACGUAUUGUGGUGUUUUCAGAAGACAGGCCUUGGACCGUGGAGCAGCGAAACUUGGCAUAGCGCACGUUGUCACGGGCCACAACGCAGACGACAUGGCCGAGACGGUUUUAAUGAACAUAUUUCGUGGUGAUGUUGCUCGGUUGGAGAAGUCGACCGCCAUCAUAACGCAAAGCACUGGGUCGCCGAUCAAGAGAUCGAAGCCCUUCAAAUACUCUUACCAAAAGGAAAUUGUACUGUAUGCCCACUACAAGAAGCUUGAUUAUUUCUCAACGGAGUGUUCCUACGCCCCGGAGGCUUUCAGAGGUACAGCAAGAGAGCUCAUGAAGAAUCUAGAGAUGCAGCGGCCCAGUUGUAUCCUGGAUAUCAUCCAUAGCGGAGAGAACCUUGUCCUUAAGCCAAAAAGGCAGAAAAAGAUCUCGCCUUCGGAAGUUAUGGAAGUACGAAGCGAUGGUGCAGUGUCGCUGGGAAGACCUUCGAAAUUUGUGGACGGUAACACCUGCGAAAGGUGUGGCUAUCUGUCGAGCAACAAGAUCUGCAAGGCAUGCAUAUUACUGGAGGGCCUAGAGAGAAAUCGAGCUAAGAUGACUCUCGACACGGACACUUCAACCGGCGGAGCGGCCCGCCUGACCAGGGAACUGGAACGAUUGACGUUCUGA
This is a messenger RNA of Torulaspora globosa, 1179 nucleotides long. RefSeq names its product Ncs6p (gene NCS6). The transcript has a single exon. Gene Ontology annotation, molecular function: tRNA binding. NCBI's taxonomy places the organism in Eukaryota, Fungi, Ascomycota, Saccharomycetes, Saccharomycetales, Saccharomycetaceae. The coding region runs from base 1 to 1179 and encodes 392 amino acids. Gene Ontology annotation, biological process: tRNA wobble position uridine thiolation. Gene Ontology annotation, cellular component: mitochondrion; cytosolic tRNA wobble base thiouridylase complex. The record is from RefSeq and is a predicted model, not a curated record.